Molecule: messenger RNA, 1952 nt
Organism: Ambispora leptoticha
Lineage: Eukaryota; Fungi; Glomeromycota; Glomeromycetes; Archaeosporales; Ambisporaceae
Source: the annotation of a GenBank genome assembly
AUGGACGGUUCACAGCAACUCAAUUCCGAGUUGUUAUCCAGACUUCUUGUAACUCAAUUGAAAGACGUGUGCAGACUGUUGGAAUUAAAAGUUGGUGGAACAAAAGCAGUUUUAGCUGGGCGCAUAGAAGAUUACGUUGAACACCUCAAGGAAAAGGGCGAUAUUGAAAAGCUAAACUUUGUUAGAGCACAGGUUGAUAGAUUAUUAAAUACUAACCGAAUGAAUUCAUCAACAACACCUCUACCGAAUCAAGGUUCAAUAAACCGAGUUCGGAUUAAUUACAAUAAUGGUUAUAAUCGGGAGUCAAAUAAAGAAACUAAAUCUGGUGGCUCUUAUCCUUCAAAUUGUCAUCCCUCAUAUUCCCCGUAUUCCACCCCCAUUUACCGUAAUCUCCCGCCUCCGUCACCAUCAUUAGGUACACCAUUAAAUUAUAAUCAUAAUCAUCAUCCAAAUCCGUAUGCUUUUUAUCCUAGCAAUGACAAGACGUCAUCGUCUUCAUUAUCGACGAAUAACGGCGGGCGCAGUGGUACACAGCCACAACAAAUCAUAAAGCUUCCAUCAAAUUUGCCGUCGAAUUAUUUUCAAAAUAUAAUAUUUAAAAAUUCACCUUUUUAUGAGGUGGUGGAGCGAAUCACACCUGGAAAAAUUUGUCAUGCUUCAAAUGAUAAAUAUCGGAUUUGUGUCGAUUUUUUAUUAACACAUUCACAUCUAAACAAGAUAAACUCAAAAUAUAAUGAAAAUUCUGGAAAAUAUCAAGUUCGAUUUUUCAGUUGUGCUGCACCUGAAACAACUCAUUACAUGUCGAGAAGUCCUCAUGUUGCAUUAGUUGAAUUUCCAACAAUGUGUGAACUGUAUAUCAAUGGGAACCAACUACAAACAAGUCUUCGAGGAUUGAAAAAUAAACCAGGGACUGUUCAACCACGCGAUAUUACAUCAUUUUGUAAUACGAUUGUUAAAAAUACCAAUAAAAUUGAAUUUGUAUACGCGAAUACUUUGAAGCCCUAUAUAGUCAUGGUGCAAAUAGUUAAAAGCAUAUCAGUUGCAUCAAUAGUAGAGGGAAUAAAGAGGAAUAGAUUGAUAACGAAAGAAGCGGUGCUUCAGAAGCUACAAAAAGAAGCAGAAGAUUCAGAUCUCGUUGCUACUUCAAGCGUAAUCUCACUUAAAGAUCCGCUCUGUCACUUACGAAUAAAUACUCCAUGUAGAUCUGUAAAUUGCAGUCACAUCCAAUGUUUUGAUAUUGUUUAUUAUUUCCAAAUGAAUGAACAAACGCCGACAUGGACAUGUCCGGUUUGCAAUAAUAUAUUGGAUUCAUGGGAAGAGAUUGCAUUGGAUGGAUAUUUCGCUGAUAUUUUGGAUAAAGUGCCACCAGAUCAAGAAACAAUUGUAAUCGAAGCAAACGGCCGAUGGGAAUUAACUUCAACGCCUGAACCAAUCACAAAGAUUCCCCAACUCACAAAUACUAUCGACAAUAAUCCAGAAAUUUAUAUUAUUGAUGAUAGUGAUGAAGAAACAAUUAAUGCCCCUGUUACGUUACCAUCUAAUAAAGAAAAUAGUAAACCUAUUGUUAUUGAUCUUACACUUGAUUCUGAAGAUGAGAGUGAAGUCGACGAACUAGAUAGCGAAGAAAGUGUCAAUAAUUACAUCCCACCUUCACCGACAAAUCCGCAACCAUUAUAUCAAAUUAAUCCCGAAACUCAAUCUUCACCAACUUAUUACGACUAUCAUGAUAUCAACAAUAAAAAUUCAAAUGAUUCUGGAGUGGGAACAACACCGCAAACAUCGUCGUUGGCCUCACCUGAAUUAUUAGGGCAAUAUUUCUCUAUAGAAAUUAAAAUGGCUUUGAACUGGGCUUUGGUUGCAGGAGAUGCUAAAAAUCCACUUCCAGUACCUCUUCCCGAGGAGGAGUUCUUCCUUAGUAAGAAGAAGGUUUCGCUUGUUCUAGAAUUUGGGUC